This is a messenger RNA of Setaria italica (foxtail millet), 1101 nucleotides long. RefSeq lists its product as uncharacterized. The record is from RefSeq and is a predicted model, not a curated record. The transcript is spliced from 3 exons. Lineage: Eukaryota; Viridiplantae; Streptophyta; Magnoliopsida; Poales; Poaceae. The coding region runs from base 404 to 895 and encodes 163 amino acids.
UUCUUUUGAGGAAAAUAAGAUCUAUAGUUUUCCCUGUGUUUCCACUAGCUUUACAAACCAUGUGUAAAAGCAGAUCCUUAAAAGUAGGCUGAAUAUGUUUUGGUUGGCUUUCACAUUCAAGAUGCCAAUCUUGUGCCCUGUAAGGAAGGAAUAAAGCUGAGAUGUAACAAAGGAUCAAAGGAAAGUAUAGCACUUUGAGCACCUUGGGACAGCUAGUUUCUUCUUGCUUCAUAACUGCAUCCUAGUUGGAGAACAAAUACCUUUCUGUUCUUCUGCCUUCACCACUUUAUUCACUGAUGAGUAAUAAAAGGGGGUCACCGCUUGCAGCUCACAACUCCAUUGUAAACAGGUAAUCUUCCUUCAACAGCUCUCUCAGCUGACACAAAUCUGAGAGCGUGCUACAAUGGCUAAGAUAGGAGCUGCUAUUUUGGUCUGCAUAGUGGUUUUGGCCCUGGAUGUAACUGCUGGCAUACUAGGGAUUGAGGCGCAGGCUGCUCAGAACAAGGUUAAAAAGGUGACAAUUCUCUUCAUUGAAUGUGAGAAACCAUCAUACAAAGCAUACCAGCUUGGCCUCGCUGCUGCAGUUCUCCUGGUAGUUGCCCACUCAAUCGCCAACUUCCUUGGUGGCUGUGCCUGCAUCUGCUCCCAGCUUGAGUUCAUCCGGGCAUCCAUUAACAGGAAACUGGCAGCUACUACCAUAGUUCUCUCAUGGAUUGCCCUGAUUGCCGGAUUCUCGCUGCUGCUCGCCGGUGCCAUGUCCAACUCCAAGUCCAAGACAUCAUGCGGGUUCACGCACGGACACACCCUAGCCCUCGGCGGGAUCAUGUGCUUCGUCCAUGGCGGGAUCACCGUCGCCUACUAUGUCACCGCCACCGCUGCUGCCCACGAGGGUUAGCUAGCGGCUGAGAGUUGAUCGGGGUGCUCAGCGCAAUGCUUUUGGCCUGGAGAUCAUCAUUAUUAUUUCCUUAUUUUCGUUUCUGUUUGUGAUUUGGCAGUUUCAGAACAUACACUUGUCUUUGUACCGGAGUUAAAGGAAAAUAUAUGCUUGUGAUUUGAUUUGUUUUCAUAGUGACAUCAAUGUAUGUUGUAUGUUAAAAAAAA